This is a messenger RNA of Cladophialophora yegresii CBS 114405, 1488 nucleotides long. RefSeq names its product glutamine synthetase. The transcript has 2 exons. NCBI's taxonomy places the organism in Eukaryota, Fungi, Ascomycota, Eurotiomycetes, Chaetothyriales, Herpotrichiellaceae. The record is from RefSeq and is a predicted model, not a curated record. Gene Ontology annotation, molecular function: glutamine synthetase activity. The coding region runs from base 1 to 1488 and encodes 495 amino acids.
AUGGCCAACAAGGAUAAUCUCACGCUUGACGACCUGGAGACUGAGUUGGCGCGCGAUAACAAGGUGAAACUCGCAGGCAUAGAUCUUUAUUCCUGGCUCCUGCUGACGCGCGCAGGCAUCCUCCGGGGCAAGUUGGUCUCCAAGAAGAAGUUCCUCUCCGUUGCCAAAGAUGGCUUUGGCUUCUGCAGCGUGGUGUUCGGCUGGGAUAUGCACGACCUGACCUACUUCCGCGAACUGAAGAUUAGCAACAAAGAGAAUGGAUACAGGGACCUGGUUGCAAAGAUUGAUCUCUCGAGCUUCCGCCGCAUACCCUGGGAGGGCGGUGUCCCGUUCUUCCUGGUCAGCUUCUACGACCCAGAUACAGAUAAGCCAAUCUCUGCAUGUCCGCGGAGUGUCUUGCGCACUACAGUUGGAAAGUUACACAAGGCAGGCUAUGGGGCCAUGGCUGGUGCCGAGUACGAGUUCUUCACAUACCGGGCACCAAAAGACGAGACCAUUCAGACCAGUCACAACUCCUCUUCCACGACAGCCCCCUUCCUACAGAAUAACCCGGUCAACGCCUUGCAGCAUCUAACCCUGGGUAUGUUCGGUUACUCCUUGACCGACCCUAUACACAACCAAGACUGGUUCUACAGCGUCUUUGAAACAUGCGAGCAAUUCAAAUGCAACGUCGAGGGCUGGCACACAGAGUCGGGUCCUGGUGUCUUCGAAGCAGCCCUGGAGUUCGGAGAGGUCACCGAAAUGGCGGAUCGAGCAAGUCUGUUCAAAUACGUGGUUAAAGCAAUGGGAAGCAAGCACGGCAUCACACCCACAUUCAUGGCGAAGCCAAAGCAAGGACUACCGGGCAACAGUGGGCAUAUGCACUGCUCAAUUGUCGACAAGUCAGGAAAGAACUUGUUCUACCGAGGCGAGAAAGACCCCAACCCACCAUACAAGGACCUGGAGUAUGUGUCGGACCUAGGCCGACAUUUCCUUGCGGGACUCUUGGAUGGUCUCGCAGACGUCAUGCCUAUCAUCGCGCCUACGGUCAAUUCCUACAAGCGGCUGGUGGAAAAUUUCUGGGCCCCCGUCACAGUGUCCUGGGGCCUGGAGCAUAGAGCAGCAUCCAUUCGUCUAAUCGCUCCUCCAGUAGCUUCAGCCAAGGCGACGAGGUUCGAGAUCAGGGUCUGCGGUGCGGAUGCCAAUGCAUCUCUGGUACUUGCAACCAUUGUUGGCCUCGGUUGGAGAGGUAUCGAAAAGAAGCUGGAGAUCAAGCUACCACCACUCGGAAAGGGUGAAGAAGUCGGAAGUGUCGCUGACAAAGGCGAGAGAUUGCCCAAGAACCUCAAAGACAGCACGGCACGAUUCAUGGCCAAAGGCAGCGUCGCUCGGGAAAUAUUCGGGGACGAUUUCGUCGAGCAUUACGGCGGGACACGAGAGCACGAGUUACGACUAUGGGACGAGGCAGUCACGGAUUGGGAGGUAAGGAGGUAUAUCGAGACCGUUUGA